AUGGCUUCAGCAGCGGCCCCAUCGUUUCAUGCAACAGAAAAGACAGCUAAUUACGCCCGGUUAUGCAGACUUCUAGUGGAUGUCAGUUCCCAUAUCCUGAGAGAGACAUUUGACAAAAAGCGUCCACCAGAAAACCUGGAAAAAGUUCUGUCAACUCCAGAGAUUCGUGAUGCGCUACAAGAACUCAGAAGAAGAAAAGUACUGAGUCUAUCACAAUGGGGCAAACUGUACCCUGCCAUCAAAUCAUCAGUCUCAUCAAGAGAUUUCGAUAUCACUCUACUGGUGGUACUGUUGAGGAACAUUUGUGGUCUUGUUCGUCCAGCUACCGGCUGGGAUACACUUCCUCCUGUGACAGACACAACCCUUGAGGCGGACAUUGCGCGCAUCAAGUACUACAGAAACACAGUUUAUGGUCAUGCCAGCGAGGCCUCAGUUGAUGAUGUAACAUUUAAACAAUACUGGCAGGACAUCCAAGAUGCAUUGGUGAGACUGGGAGGAGCUGGUUACCGAAGUGCUAUCGAUGAUCUGAAAAAGGAAUGCAUAGACCCUGAUUUCGCAGAACACUACAAAGAGCUUCUUAAACAGUGGGUGAUGGAUGAAGUCAGUAUCAAGGAAAGAUUGGAUAAAAUGAAAGAAGAGUUGGAGAAGAGGUUUGAUGACUUGGAAGUGAAAAUUUUCGAUCCUGAAAGGAGGAAGGAAACAGGAGGUAAUUCCACGAAAAUGGAGAGAAAAGAGGACGUCAACAUUCUGAUACUGGGAGAGACAGGAGUCGGGAAGUCCACCUGGAUCAAUGGGAUUGUCAACUAUUUGAAGCAUAGCUCUCUCCAAGCCGCCAUUGAUGCCCGUGAAUUCACUGUUUUGAUACCUUUUAGGUUUGCCUAUACGAAUGAGAAAGGGGAAGGGACGGAAGUUUGCUUUGGUUCUGAUGCAAAUGAAAUUUUCGCCACCGGUCGGUCUGCUACCCAGUCCCCUCGGGAGUAUAUGUUUGAGACAGAGAUCGCCAAGUUCCACCUUAUCGACACUCCAGGCAUUGGGGAUUGUCGAGGAACUGACAAAGACAAAGAACACUUUGAAGAAAUUAUGGCCUUUCUCAGCAUUUACGACAAGAUCCACGCCGUGGUGGUGCUCCUCAAGCCAAACAAUCCCAGGUUGACUGUGGCCUUCAGGUUUUGUGUUUUGGAGCUGCUUAAGCACCUUCAUAAAUCACUGCAAUCCAACAUUAUAUUUGCCUUUACUAACUCCAGGGGAACGUUUUACCAGCCAGGAGACACCCUGCCAGUUCUCAAGGAACUCCUGGAGAAAAACAACCUUAAAAUCGAUGUUUCGCCUUCCAACUAUUUUUGUUUCGACAACGAAGCUUUCAGAUUUCUUGCCUGCAGCAGGAAAGGAAUUGAAUUUACACCGAAAAUGGUUGGCAUCUACAAAGAGAGUUGGGACCUGUCGCGCGAAACUACGACCAAGCUCUUUCAUAAAGUGAUGGAAAUGAAGCCACAUGAGACGAAAGAGACUUUGAGCCUAAACAAUGCAAGGGAAUACACAGCGGCCUUAGUCAAACCCAUGGCGGAAGCUGUCGAAAUAAUUAAUUUCAACUUGAAGACGAUUAAAACGGAAAAAGAGAAGUGCAAAGCCUGCGACAACGACAUCAACCGUUUUCGAGCUCAGUUAAAGUUCAAAGGGUUUGAUCUUACGUUUGUGAAGCUAGAAUACCCCAUGACUGUCUGUGCUGGUCAAGGAUGUAAGACGUAUGUGAAUGUUGGUGAAGAUCGUGUGAGGCGUACUGUCUAUAGUCAGAUCUGCCAUGAUCAUUGCUACCUUUCAGGAGUGCCCUAUGAGACUAUCAACAACGAGAAGCUUCGUGAUUGUAAGGCAAUGAAAAAUGAUCUUUGCAGUAAAUGUUCUCACAGCUACAAAGUCCACAUGCAUAUCACCUACAAAACUACUCUCGUGCAGAAUGAAUUCUUAUCUCAGAAAACACAGGAGAUUAUUUUGCAGAAAAAGGAUAUGAAGUCCCAGAAGGAAGAGUUCAUUAGUUGUUUGAAAGCGCAAAUUGAUGAAUUGAAGAAAGAAAAGAAAUACAUCUAUGAAAGCGCAUGCUUUUUCGGCGUCUUUCUCAAAAAUAACGCCAUGAUCCCCUAUAACGAUGCCUUUGGCGAGUACAUCGACAUGCUAAUCCAAGAUGAGGAAUCUAAGGAGAAGGAGAUCAGAGACCCUGAGAGGAUUAAAAAGUUUGUGAAGGAAAAACAGGCUUAUGAGGAGAAGAAAAAACUCCUCAUCGAAACGAUGGCAUCGCGCUCUGAGGGAGAGUCUGGAAAUCUGCACAUAGAGCAAAUCUACGCUAGAAAAGAAAAGCUCUGUUCUUUGAAGUACAAUGGAAAGAUGCUGAAAGAGGCUCUAGAUGGCGUCAUGUCUGCAACACAGAAUAUGUACAAAGAAAGAGUCAGCUGCUUGCAAAUCAAUGGAAAUGACCGUCUCUGGAGCAGCUUCCUCAACAAAGGGAACCCUUUCUGGUGAACUCCGUCAGCGGCAACCUCAGCAUCUCCCUCAGUUGGGAGGGAAAGAUUAACGAACGUUUGCAUAGUCAAUGAUUUGUGCUCGUGAGAAGAUAUUUUAUAAACAACAUAAUUUUCUGUGCCUCUGGUGGGUGGCUGACUUGGUAUGUCUUCGACAAUUGCGCACUAUAGUUUCUACAUUUGCUGUUUGUUAUAUUUACAUUGCUGGCUUUUUUAAGGUCGAUUAAUCUUAACAAAAAGGAAAUAAGCGUAUCCUAUGUCUCCUAAUAUCAAAAAUACCAGGUAGAAAUCUCUUUCCAUGUUGCUUUUUUAAAUUUAGCAAUACUUGCUUUGAAGCAAGACUUCGCGACCAAAGCAAUCAAGUAGAAAACGCGAUAUUUUGCGGCGGAGUUUAGCUGUUCCCAGAGGUGAACAUUUUGCCAGUGCACAAGCUUGAAGAAAACUGUAAUGGAAUAUUUCGAGUGCGAUCAAAUCUAUUGAUAAGGAAGUAAGAGAUUUUUCGUAAUGGGGAAAGUGUGAUGACCGUUAGACAGUCUAUUGUAGUUUAGGGUUAACCGAAAGGCCUUGGUUCCGUCUUUUAACUCUCAACAGAACAAUCAAGUAGCUUGUUUGAUAUCCUGCUCUCACGGCACGUAAUCGUUUUAGUUUAGCUCAGUUGUUUUUAAUUUCGUGCCUUCGUAUUAUUGAGAAAACAAAGAUCAAAAAGAGGCCAGCGUAGGAUUAUUAUGUUAGUGAAGAACCUCUUUCUUUAGUUUUCGAUCAAAUAUCGAUGUUUUAGUUUCUGGAAUAUUUAUCUCUUCAACUGACAGCACCGUGACGCCUUCGUGAAAAUGAUUUUAGAAAUAAGCCUUUGCUCAGUAGUUUUGUUGAAAGCAAGGUUUUUGGCUUGCAGGCAAUCAGUUAGGUUUUGUUCCUUUUGGCUAAAUUGAGGUUUGUGGCUAAAUGUUUAUCAGCAUUUAGUGAGUUUCGGAGUGUGUUAUUCGCAAGAAAUUACCACGGGUUAAAUCAUUCAACACGAUACAAAGAUUAACCUUAGUUCUUACCUUAUACUUUAUUAUAUUGAACUCUCAGCUUACGGCUUUCAA
Messenger RNA from Pocillopora verrucosa, 3595 nucleotides. Lineage: Eukaryota; Metazoa; Cnidaria; Anthozoa; Scleractinia; Pocilloporidae. The record is from RefSeq and is a predicted model, not a curated record.